AUGAUCUACGAAGGGGUUCGGCAUCGCUACAAGAAGGUCAUUACCCCAAGGGAGAUCCAGCCGUGGGAGGACUCAUGCAUCGGAGCCUUCCAGGGCCUCGUCAACGGCCUCGUCCUCACGCCCAUCGACACGAUCAGGUCGCGCAUCAUGUUACAGGGGGCAGGAGGAGCCGUCGGCGGCAAGACAAGGAAGGAGGCUGUGGGGAAGAGCGAGGGAGUAGUGCAGGUGUGGAUGGCAUUGAGAGGAGCUGUCUUCUUCACGGCCCUCGAGCUCGCGAAGAAAACGCUGGGAGUGUCUUCCAGUUGA
Molecule: messenger RNA, 306 nt
Organism: Guillardia theta CCMP2712
Lineage: Eukaryota; Cryptophyceae; Pyrenomonadales; Geminigeraceae
Exons: 5
Coding region: 1-306 (101 amino acids)
Cellular component (GO): mitochondrial inner membrane
Molecular function (GO): S-adenosyl-L-methionine transmembrane transporter activity
Source: RefSeq, a predicted model, not a curated record